Messenger RNA from Anisakis simplex (herring worm), 282 nucleotides. The record is from the annotation of a GenBank genome assembly. NCBI's taxonomy places the organism in Eukaryota, Metazoa, Nematoda, Chromadorea, Rhabditida, Anisakidae.
GUAUUGCCGCCAUCCGAUAACAUUGCGUCCGAACCGCAGUCAGCGGCUACUGGGAUGAGUGAACUUAGUGGUGGAUUAUCAAAUUCGGAAACAGGUUGUUUGUCACCGCGUGAUGGCAAGCAGAGUGGAUCAUCUAUAGGAAAAGUGGAAAUGCAGCGUGCUGCGUCACCAAAUGCUGGAUUUAUGCAGAACAUUUCCGAGCAACAACGUGAACAAAAUUUAUCGAUGAUGAAUGAUGGAAAGCAACCUGACGAUGUAAGUGGUGGCGACAACAAGGACUGA